Molecule: messenger RNA, 1044 nt
Organism: Eriocheir sinensis (Chinese mitten crab)
Lineage: Eukaryota; Metazoa; Arthropoda; Malacostraca; Decapoda; Varunidae
Exons: 5
Coding region: 29-490 (153 amino acids)
Source: RefSeq, a predicted model, not a curated record
CGACGAGUGGUCCGAGAACUACGAGGAGAUGAUGAUCUGGAAAGGCGGGUACCGUGGCCCCGCCAUCACGCUGGAGGAGGCGCUGCGUUGGGUACCCCCGGAGCGGCGAGCCAAGGCCAGGGUGCUGGACGUGGCCGCCGGGACGGGCUGCGUGGGCCGCGAACUCCACCGGGAAGGCUUCAGGCACAUAGACGCUGUGGACCCGUCGGAGGGCAUGAUGAAGCAACGGGAGACUGGCAUCUAUACCAACGACUUCCUGGAGUUUAUCGGCAGCGGACACUCCACCGUGCCCAAAGGAGGCUUCGUGAUCAUCGUGAUGCGCCAUGAGCACCUACAGACCGUGCCUUCCUACAAGGACAAGCUGGAGCCUUACAUGGACCAGCUGGAGGCGGACGGGAAGUGGAAGAAGGUGGAGCGGCGCACCGUCCCAAACUAUUUCUGUGACAAGGAGGGUCUCGUCUUCGUCUUCCGCAUCACUAAGCCUGAGUGAGGAGGAAGAGGAGGGAAGGGAAAGGAGAGAGAUGAGGAGGAAGAGUUAUAGUUGUGCUGUGCCAAGGCCGUCUCUGUGUUGCAGCCUUGGCUUUCGUCGCGGCACCCGAGACUGAGGUGUGAAUUAUCGAGGUCUGGCAACCUGGUGUCAUGGCGUCUACGAUGUUAUAUGAUAGUCUACGCAUAGGACACAUUUGUCAGUAUUAAUCAUAUUAUUGAAAUUGUCGUAAAAAUCUCUUUUAGUUUAUAAGACUGAGGCUGCAGAAUGCUUAACCUCAGACCUUGCUAUCAUCUCCAAUUGGGAUAAAAGGAAUGUCUGGUCUGGGUCUUGGGGUCUUGAUGAUGUACAGACAUGUAUAUAUAUAAUAAACGGGUGUUUAAUUCCCCUCAGGAUCAUGUUAAUCUUUGUUUGUUUCUCAAGUUAAUUUAAGUGAUUACUCUUCCUAAUUUUAAAUGUGUCUGCUGUUCCUAAUUUAUAAUGUGUCAGCUGUUCCUAAUGUAUAAUGCGUCUGCUGUUCCUAAUCUUAAAAGCGAUUGCUGUUCCUAAUUUUAAAA